Monodelphis domestica (gray short-tailed opossum) is the source of this 2136-nucleotide messenger RNA. It is a transcript of the gene PHETA2, whose product is annotated as PH domain containing endocytic trafficking adaptor 2. Gene Ontology annotation, biological process: retrograde transport, endosome to Golgi; endosome organization; receptor recycling. The record is from RefSeq and is a predicted model, not a curated record. Lineage: Eukaryota; Metazoa; Chordata; Mammalia; Didelphimorphia; Didelphidae. Gene Ontology annotation, cellular component: trans-Golgi network; early endosome; recycling endosome.
GGGACGGAGGGCGACGCAUGGCUGUAGGGCCCUUUGGACCCCUCCGUCUUGUGCUCCAGGAGGAGUCCCAGGGUCCUGUUGGCACCCCCUCCAACACCCAGCGUUGCCGGUCAUGUUGGCCAGUCUGAGGGGGACUUGGAGCACUUUUCAUCCAACUCUGAAGUUUUCAUUUCUUCCUCUGAGGCUUUCCCUAUCCCAAGCCCCCCCCCCACCCCCCCCCCAAGAGACAAUAAGGAAAAAGACUUGAACAAGAACAUUCAUCGCGGGGCUCUUAGUGGUGGCCAAACAUUGGAAAACGAGGGUCUGCCCUUCCAUUGGGGAGUGGCUGAACACACUGUGGCACAAUUGAAUGUAAUGGACUUCUCCAUUAGUGGCAAUGCAGUGACCCUGAACAACCCGGAGGGAUCUAGGAGAAAAACCACUCUCCACAUCCAGAGGAAGAACUGUGGGAGCGGAAACAGAGAAGCAAAACAACUGCUGGAAUGGACAUGGCUGGGGAUGGAGACUCUAAGCAAUCACUAACCCCAAUGCAAACAUCAAUAAUAUGGAAAUAGGUCUGGUUCAAGGACACAUGUAAAACCCGAAUUAUGCCUGGCCUACAGGAGGGGGGUGGGAGAAGGGAGGGAAAGAACAUGAAUCGUGCAACCACAGAAAAAUAUUCUUCAUCAAAAAUGUUGACAUCGAAGGCCCCUCCCAGCCCUGACAUUCCUUGUUCUAAGCUCCUUCGCUGCCCUGACAUUGUAUUUGACGGGUUCUCGGCAGCACUGCCUCUCUAGGGUCCCCAUCUCUUCCCCUUCCCUAGUCAGGGCCUCUCCAGGCUGUGGGUGGGAGGGCCCUCCUCUGGGCUCUGCCUCCCCCCCUUUUUCCCUCCAUCCAGCUGCAGAACAAACCCCAGUGCUUGAGCUCUGCCCAAAUGGGGCAGGCUCAGCCCUUCCCCUCUGCUGCUGCCUUUUUUCCCGCCCUCCUUUCUGACUGCCUUCUACACUGCUCGGGGAUGAGGCUCUGGAAGAGUGAAAUCUAGGAUCCAAAGUCAGGGCCCUGGCGGGCAGCGGUGCCAUGAAGCUGAACGAGCCCAGCGUGGCCCACUACGCCGUGAGCGGCUCUCCCGCUGACCACGAGGGUUUCCUGCGCCGCUGCAGCAGCCCAGGCCCCCGGCAGCCCUCCGCCCCCAGUGCCAGCGGCUCCUGCCCCCGCUGCUGGUUCGUCCUCAAGGGGAACCUGCUCUUCUAUUUCGAGGGCCGGGAGAGCCGGGCCCCCCUGGGCCUCAUCGUGCUGGAGGGCAGCACCGUGGAGCUGUGCGAGGCCCCCCAGGAGUUUGCCUUCGCCAUCCGCUUCGCCAGCCCCGGCGCGCGGCCCUACGUGCUGGCGGCCGAGGACCAGCAGGACCAGGAGGCCUGGCUCAAGGUGCUCUCCAGGGCCAGCUUCAGCUACAUGCGGCUGCUGGUGCACGAGCUGGAGGGGCAGCUCCGGGAGAUGCAGCUGGGCCCGGCCUCCCGAGCUGCCCGCUCGCCCCCCCGGCCUCCCCCCGAGCCAGAGGACGGCUGCCCCCCGCUUGGGGAUGGACUGGCCGAACGGGAUGAGGGCGGCCCGAGGCUCCCGGCUCCCAGCACCCGCCGGCGCCUGGCGGACAGCUACCCCUGGGGCCCGGCUGGCCCGCCCCUGAACGGGGGGGACAGCCCCGUGUCCCCCGAGACCUCCUGCUUCUCCAAGCUGCACGGCUGGUACGGCCAGGAGAUCACGGGCCUCCGCAGGGAAUGGCUACAGGCCAGGGCGCUGGCGGGCCGCCGGGCCGUGAAGGGCUCCUGAGCCCGAGCCCGCAGCCUGGCUUACCCCUCCCCCCAGGGGAUCCCGGACUGGCCCCCAGGACCCGCCUCGGACACUCCCCCAGGCUCCACCCUGCCUGACCGGGGCCCCGUGUUACUGAGGAGGCCAACGAGGCCCAACCUGGGCACUGGGGGCACCACUAGACGCUCAUUCUUACCAUCGGGACCAGGAGAUAGCGGAGCCUGAAGCCAGGGAGGGCUGGUCCUGGGCUACCUCCUGCCCCCGGCCUCCUGCCCCCAGCCUCCUGCCCCCUGCCCCCGGCCUCCUGCCCCCUGCCCCCAGCCUCCUGCCCCUGGCCCCUGGCCUCCGGCC